Molecule: messenger RNA, 3449 nt
Organism: Paecilomyces variotii
Lineage: Eukaryota; Fungi; Ascomycota; Eurotiomycetes; Eurotiales; Thermoascaceae
Exons: 3
Coding region: 441-3008 (855 amino acids)
Source: RefSeq, a predicted model, not a curated record
CUGCUGAAGCUCCCGCUACCGAAGAAACCCCAGCCGUUGCUGAAGAACCUACCGCCGAGAUUGCAGAACAGCCAGAAGCUAAGGAGGAGCUUGCUGGGGAAGAGACUACUGCAUCCGAAGAGGCCCCCGCUGCCGAGGAAAAGACAGCUACUGAGGCUGCCGUUGUGGAAGAGCCAGCUGCUGAGGAAGAACAGGCUGCUGAAAAGGAGGCCCCUGCUGUGGAAGAGCCGGCUGCUGAAGAAAAACAGGCUGCUGAAGAGGAACCGGCUGUUGAAGAGGCCCCCGUUGCUGAGGAAAAGACGGCUACUGAGGCCCCUGUUGUAGAACAGCCAGCUGCUGAAGAAAAACCGGCUGCUGAAGAAGAACAGGCUACGGAAGAGGAACCGGCUGCUGAAGAAGAACCGGCUGUUGAGGAAAAGACAGCUACUGAGGCUGCCGUUAUGGAAGAGCCAGCUGCUGAGGAAGAACAGGCUGCUGAAAAGGAGGCCCCUGCCGCUGAGGUAAAGACAGAUGCCGAGGCCCCUGUUGUAGAAGAGCCAGCUGCUGAAGAGAAACCGGCUGCUGAACAGGAACAGGCUAGGGAAGAGGAACCGGCUGCAUCAGAAGAGGCCCCCGCUGCUGAGGAAGAGAUAGCUACCGAGGCCCCUGUUGUGGAAGAGUCUGCUGCUGCUGAAGAACUGGCCCCCGCUGCCGAGGAAAAGACAGCUGUGGAAGAGCCUGCUGCUGAAGAGGCCUCUGCCGAAGAGCCCGCUACUGAAGCACUUGCUGCAGCAGAAACCUCCACGGAAGAACCAGCACCUGAAGCCCCCGCCGCUGCAGAAGAGACACCCGCCACUGAAACGCCAGCUGUUGAAGAACAAGCUACCGAAGAGGCUCCUGUUAUAGAAGAGGCUGCUACUACCGAUGCGACCCCAGCCAGUGAAGAUCCAGCCGAGAAAGAACCAGUUUCUGAAGAAGUACCAGCUGCCGAAGAGGCUUCUAGUGAAGAGCCUGCUGGUGAAAACUCUACGGCUGAGGAGACCGUUGCUGAGGAGCCUGUUGCCGAAGAAUCAGUUGCUGAAGAAGCUCCUGUUGAAGAGCCUGUCGCUAAGGAGCCUGCUACGGAAGAACAUGCGACGGAGGAGCCUGCUGCUGUCGAGGAGGUCGCUGCUGUUGAAGAGCCUGCCGCUACGGAAGAACCAGCCGCUGAGGAGCCCGUUGCUGAGGAACCUAUUGCUGCUGCAGAGACUACUGCAGAGGAGCCUGCCGCUGAGGAGGCUGUCGCUGAAGAGCCUGCUACGGAAGAACCAGCUGUUGAGGAGGCUGUCGCUGCUGAAGAACCAGGUGCUCAGGAGAUCACUGCUGAAGAGCCUGCUGCUGAGGAGGCAUCAGUUGCGGAAGAGCCAGUUACCGAAGAACCAGCAGUCACGGAGGAAACAACACCUGCUGUUGAACAGGCCCCUGCCAGCGAAGAGCCAGUUGCUGUUGAAGAAAAAGCAGAAGAAGCAGCUCCUGUGCCCGAAGAACCUGCCGCUGAAGAUGCAGUAGCAAAGGAAGUCUCUACCGGGGAAGUCCCUGUUGAAGAAACUGCCGCCGUCGAAGUCCCGGCUGAGGAAGCUCCUGUCUCCGCGGAAGCCCCUACUGCUGAAGCUCCUGCCGAGGAAGUUGCCACCGUUGAGGAAGCUGAUGAACAAGUUCCUGUUGCUGAAGAAAAAGUAGCCGAGGACCCAGCAGCCGAGGAGGUCUCCUUGGUAGAAGAGACUGCCCAUGUUGAGGAGACUACCGUUAUAGAAGAAGCCCCGGAGGAAGCUGCUACGGAAGAGGUCCCCGCCGUUGAGGACGCUCCAGCCCCGGUAGAAGCCGUCGCUGAGGUUCCAGCCACUGAAGAGCCGGCUGUUGAGGAAGCGCCUAUCAAGGAAGCUCCUGUCGAAGAGGCACCUGUUGAAGAAGCGCCUGUGGAAGAGGCUCCCGCUGAGGAGGCACCGGCUGAGGAAGCUCCUAUCGAGGAGGCACCGGCUGAGGAAGCGCCUGUCGAGGAGGCUCCCGCUGAGGAAGCUCCUGUUGAAGGAACAGCUGUGGAAGAGACACCUGUUGAGGAGGCACCCGUUGAGGAAGCGCCUGUCGAGGAGGCUCGCGCCGAGGAAGCUCCGGUUGAAGGAACAGCUGUGGAAGAGGCACCUGAAGUCGACACAGAACACAAGGAGGAAAUAGCAGCGUCAGUAGCGGCGGCUGUGGCUGCAGGAGCUGCAGUCAUUGGUGUUAAUGGUAUCCAUCAUGCUUUCGAGCAGGAAAAGGCGGUUGAAGAGCCUGCUGAAGUCAAGGCCGUACCGGCGGAGCAUGCUACCGUUGCGAAGGAUGAACCUAUCCAGGAACUCAAAGAGAAGGUCAUUACACCGGAGUCUGCUGAGAACACCGAGGCUGUUGCUGUUGUCCUCGAUGCGGCACCGGCUUCAUCUUCCGAGGCAAAACCUGCCGUUGCUGAGAUAGUCGAGAACGGAAUCACUCCAUCUAAAACAACCGUCAAUGGAACUAAGCAACAAGAGCCAUAUAUGGCUGCAGAGCCACCGACCCCUGAGCCCGAGGCUGACCCCGCUCUCAAAGCGCUCCUCCAGGAACGCGAGGCUCUUCUCAGGAAACUCGAUCAGCCCUCCACUGAUCAGCUAUCCAGACUAUCUGUUGCAGGAGAAUCAAUCAAACCUUCUGAAGAACCAGCAGAUGCUGCUCCGUCUACCGAGACGGCGCCGGCAGCUCAGCAGCAGUCGACAGGCCAGAAUUUGGAGGCUCCUUCUGCAGACAAUGCUAAAUCUAGGUCUCCUAGCGCUGACCGAUCUGUUGCUGCCGUCUCAUUUACUAAGAGCGAUAGCUGGCUGAAGGCGAUCUUGAGAUCGAUCGUUUUCAACUUCUUUGGUACUAUCUUCGCGCCGUUCCGCCGGCGUCGAGGAAAUGCCUCCCAGAUGUCCCUAUUAGUUGUGGCUAUUAUCUCUGUUGCUGUCCCCUUGACAGCAGUUGUGUGGCGAGCAUACCUGUGAUGAGUAUUCGACGUCGCACAAGUUGUAUUAACCCCCUCAAAUUCCCCUGUAUUGAGUACGUGCUCUAUUUAUUUUUCAUUUUGUGUGUUUUCUUUUGUCAAUAAUCCAGAAUGAUACCUCAGAACAUAGCGGAAUGCCUCCUCUCUCAAUCUGGAAUAUAAUAUAAUGAUACCAUAGCUCAUUCAUUUUCAAGACAUCCCCGUUUCAAUGAACCCAUUCAGAAUAGAGAUAGCUCGGCGCUAUUAGUCCUGAUGCUGAGCUCCCUCGAAUUGUGGUUGCUGAUCUCCGUACCCAGAGGCCCAUAAUUCUGCUUGAUAUCGGGACCUCCCGGUAUAGUUCGCCCAUACUUUGAUAUUGGUUGCAGUCCAACAGCCUCUGCAGAAUCAGAUAUUAAUGUCUAUAUGCUGUCGUGCAAUACUUAUAUGAUCUCUGAUACAGCGC